AUGGAGAAGUAUGAAGAGUGCUGUUGCGAAAUGUUAGCGGUCGACAAGGACGACGAURCAAUCUUAUCGCAAUUGGUGGACAGUUUUGAAAACGAGAACUCGUCUUUAACUGUAAAAACUAUUGAAGAGGAGCAAGUCGAAGAGCCUCAGCAAAGUCGUUUCAAGAAAAUGCAAGAGAGGAAUUUAGUAGAACUAGCAGAGGAGUCGAUUCCAACUAAUGCAAAGAGUAAAGCCAUGUGGGCUUUCCGUUUAUACCAAAAUUGGGCAAUGUGGCGAAAGAGCRGUGACUUUUCUAAAGAUGAGAAGUCUAUGGUUUCUGAAAUAGUGGAGAAGACGACAGAAUUGUUGGAUAUUACGCAAGACGAAAACCUGAGUGACGUUGUUAGCCAAUUCAUCGCUGAAGUUAGAAAGGAAGGAGGCGAACGAUAUCCUGCCAAAACAUUGCACGAGAUAGUGAGUACUUUGCAGAAGUAUUUUGAAAUGAAGGGGAGAGUAGUUAAGUUUUUUUCUGGAGGGGCAUUUGAAAAGCUAAGAAAAUCACUAGAUAUCGAAAUGAAAACUUCAACCAAUAACAAGCUAGGCUAG
Messenger RNA from Actinia tenebrosa (Australian red waratah sea anemone), 585 nucleotides. RefSeq lists its product as uncharacterized. The record is from RefSeq and is a predicted model, not a curated record. NCBI's taxonomy places the organism in Eukaryota, Metazoa, Cnidaria, Anthozoa, Actiniaria, Actiniidae.